CAAGAAUAAAAUGCAUAUACAGAAGAUGAAUCUGGAGGAGUGAAGUUACUGCCGGACAAGCUGCGUUGGCUCUUUAUCAGCUAUUGGCCGCGUUCAGAUGAUCUUUGGACUCCCAGAUUGAGCAAUGUGGCAAGAGACUGGCAGCUCUAAAACAUCAGUCGAGGACAAAGGCAGGACAGAGGAAAAGACUCAGACUGAAGAGAGAGUGUGAGGAGGGGAAAAGCAGCAUCUCAAACACGUUAAACCUCUUUCAAAGCUCUUGGAGGGAAAAUGGGGAUCAGAACUUUUCUUUCCAAGGUUUCGGGAAGGAGGAGUGUGAUGGAUCUGGGAGGACAGGAGGGGUAAAGGACAGGGGUCUGCUCAAGAGUAAUGGUGGUGACAGCCAGGGCAAAGGGACAAGCAUUCAUGUGAGACACGGAGGAAUAAACGACAAAGGAAGAGGAAUUGAGGCUUUCAGGCAGGCGCCAAACUGGCCGUCAGAAUGGGUGUGAAGAGAAAGGCGGCUGCUGCUAUCUUGGUCUUGCUGCUGCUGCUGGGCACCCUGUGGCUGCAGGGAGGUUUGGAUUACCCCUGGGAUUCGUGCAUAAAAGGCUAUAAUCAGAUAAAUCAGAUCCAGCAGCAGCCUAACAGCAGUGAGGCAGACGCGUCUGAGCUUCCUCCCGUCCCCACGAGGUGCCCCGGCCAGACCUUCCAGGUGUCGGUGCUGCUCUCCCACCUGCUCGCCGCUUCCACCCCCCCAUCUGAUGUGGUGCUGCAGCCCUAUUUGUCCAGCUGGGACGAGCUUGUGAAGUUCAUGGAAGCUCUAGGCCCAAUGGUGGGGCUCAUAUCCUCGGAAAUAAAAUCUAAGACCUCUAUAAUCCGCCAACUGGCCCUGUUGUCUGACAAGAAUCCCGAAGCAGAAGUUGGCGCCGACGAACUCUCAGUAAACUCUCUCAACACACAGACUGGGGAUAAGAGGGAUUCUGGGGCUUCACAGCAAACCGGCGCGUACCACUCGCUGCGCUCUAUGAUCAGGGUGGAAGUGAGCCGAGGCCUGGUGGACUUCAAGCGCCAGACGGAGUCUGGGUGCCGGACUAUCCUGCGGCUGCACCGGGCGCUGCUCUGGCUGAAGCUCUUCCUGCAGAAGCUGGCCGAGAUUCCUCCGGGCGGCCGCUUCAGGAGCCCCUCGGAGCUGUGCCGCGAGGCCUACCAGAACACCCUUGCCGUGCACCACACCUGGUUCGUCCGCAGGGCCGCCGAGAUGGCCUUCAUCGCCAUGCCGGAGCGGAGCUUCUUCUUCAGGCUGGUGUGUGCGCAGAACCAGGAGGUGCUGAGCAUCCUGCUGAACAGAGUGGUCAAGGCCAUCGGGGUGGUGUAUGACAGAACUCAGGAAGUCCUGGAAGAAAACGGCAUGCUGGACCUGCCAUAGCGGACGUGACGCUGCAUAUGCCACAUCUGGAGCCACCACGUCUCGCCACAAAUGAGUUUCAAAUCUACCAAGGGUAGACACCAAACACGAAGUGACCAAGUUUCCAAACAAACAUAUUUUUUUCAAGCGUCUACUAUCCAAAGUGCUGCGUCACCAAUGACUAAGACUAGGAGUCAGUUUUAUCCUGACAUUCCUUCAGCCUCUCCUCUCCUUAGAGGUUGUUAAAGCAGCUGAUAAUAUAUUUAAAAUGUUGAUUAUGUAAGCCUGCAGUGACGACUGCAUGCACCUGUACUGUGACCCAUGAUGCAGGGGCGGCAGCGAUAUGCUGCAACAGAUGUGUCCGCUAAUGCCUCACUGUGAUUAAUAAUAUUUUGCCUUCCAGAUUUAAAAAAUUAGCUGCUUGUUUAAAAGCAGUUCAUGCUCUAUGAUUUAGCAUGCUACCUCCAGAGGCCUUAAAACGACCACAGGACCAAUCAAUCCUGGUUAAAGAAGCAUUACACAAUAACCUACGUGUUCUGAACAAAGGACGAUAUGGUGCUGACCACCAACUGUAAUGUGGAGUCUUCAUUUGUCGGUCUUAACUAUUUUUUAAAGGUUUUGUAUCAUGUUCAAAAUGAUUAAAUAUUUGCUUGGAUAUAAACAAGAAAGAUCCAGA
This is a messenger RNA of Cololabis saira (Pacific saury), 2063 nucleotides long. RefSeq names its product glycolipid transfer protein domain containing 2b (gene gltpd2b). Gene Ontology annotation, cellular component: membrane; cytosol; cytoplasm. Bases 482 to 1408 code for a protein of 308 amino acids. The transcript has 4 exons. The record is from RefSeq and is a predicted model, not a curated record. Gene Ontology annotation, molecular function: ceramide 1-phosphate transfer activity; ceramide 1-phosphate binding. Gene Ontology annotation, biological process: intermembrane lipid transfer; ceramide transport. NCBI's taxonomy places the organism in Eukaryota, Metazoa, Chordata, Actinopteri, Beloniformes, Belonidae.